CGAGACGCGGUAGCACACUCACCAUGUUGGUUCACAAGUUACUUGCGUCCAUUAUUUUCCUUUUUGGAACUGUGACAGUUCUCUGUCGGAAUCCAAAGUCAGAUGCUUUUCAGAAUACCUUAGGCCAUAUCAAGCCUCAGACUUCGCAAGAAAUACAGGCUGAGGCUGCCAGAGGUGUUACUGAAAGAUUAUUGGGGACUAAUCGUGCUAGACAAUUCAUGAUGAUGGUUAAUCCUGAUAUUGGCCCUAUCGACAAGGACACAUUUUUGAUCAAGAAAAAUUCCCUUGGUCAAGUGGAAAUCCUUGGUACUUCUGGUGUGGCUAUCACUUGGGGCUUACAUUACUACCUCAAGAACUAUUGCAAUGUUCACAUCUCAUGGGAGGGGAAUCAAAUACAGCUUCCCAAGACUUUACCGAAUGUUCGAAUAAAAGUCACGUCUAACGACAGAUUUAGGUACUAUCAGAACGUGUGCACCCUGGGCUACACCUCCGCAUGGUGGGAGUGGGAUCACUGGGAAAAGAACAUCGACUGGAUGGCCCUUAAUGGAAUCAAUUUGGCACUUGCUUUUAACGGGCAAGAGGCUAUCUGGCAAAGGGUAUACUCGGAAUUGAACUUCUCUUCUGACCAGAUUAACGAGCACUUCAGCGGGCCAGCAUUUUUACCUUGGUCCAGAAUGGGUAACAUUCGAGGCUUUGGCGGACCUUUAAGUCCAAGCUGGCACGAAAACUCGAUUCGACUGCAACAUCAGAUCCUUCAGAGGAUGAGGGAGUUAGGGAUCAUCCCUGUCUUGCCUGCUUUCGCAGGUCACGUGCCCAGGUCCUUCCCCAAGGUCUUCCCGAACGCCAACGUGACCAAAGUUACGGCAUGGAACAAUUUCUCAGAUAAAUAUUGUUGCCCCUAUCUUUUGGAUCCCACGGAUCCACUGUUCCGAAAAAUAGGACAAUUAUUUUUGAAAACGUACAUCGCAGAGUUUGGGACUGAUCAUAUUUACAAUUGCGACACAUUCAACGAGAACGAACCCCAUACCAGUGAAAUCAAAUUUUUGACAAACGUAGGACACUCGAUUUUCGAAGCUAUGACUGAUGUUGAUCCUCAAGCGAUAUGGUUAAUGCAAGGAUGGAUGUUCGUUCAUGAAGCUUCCUUCUGGAACGAGGGCAGAAUCGAAGCUUUCUUAACCUCUGUCCCAUUGGGAAGAAUGAUAGUACUGGACUUGCAAUCAGAACAAUUCCCGCAAUAUGUUAGACUGAAGUCGUACUAUGGUCAACCAUUCAUUUGGUGCAUGUUGCACAACUUCGGUGGUACACUUGGAAUGUUUGGCUCUGCUCCAAUUAUCAAUCGACAAGUUUUCGAAGCAAGGAACAUGAAAAACUCUACAAUGGUGGGGACAGGCUUAACACCGGAAGGCAUAAACCAAAACUACGUUAUCUACGAGUUGAUGAACGAGAUGGCUUAUCGACAGGAACCUGUCAACUUGGAUAAAUGGUUCGAGGACUAUAGUAGUCGAAGAUACGGCGCAUGGAACGAGUACGCUGUUGAAGCAUGGAAGAGCCUGGGUAGGACGGUGUAUAGUUUCUCAAGCACCCGGAAAAUUAGAGGGAAAUAUGUAAUUACUAGACGACCGAGCUUAGGUCUCGUGCCAUGGACUUGGUAUGAUCCAGAAACAUUUUAUCACACCUGGUACGUGUUCCUACAAGCGAGACACGGAAGGCAAAACAGCACCCUCUAUCGUCACGAUGUGGUAGACAUAACUAGACAAGCUCUGCAGCUGAAAGCGGACGAAAUUUACACUGACUUGAUGGAAGCAUAUGAUAAGAAGAACGCCAUUAGGGUUAAAUUUCAGGCUAUUCAACUGUUGAAAGUGUUUACUGACCUUGAGAACAUCUUAGCAUCCGGUAAAAACUUCCUAUUGGGAACCUGGCUAGAAAUGGCAAAAAAUAUGGCUACUGACGAGGCGGAAAUGAAAUUGUAUGAGUACAACGCGAGAAACCAGAUUACUCUAUGGGGACCCAGUGGUGAGAUAAGGGACUAUGCCAACAAACAAUGGUCUGGAGUUGUCGCGGAUUACUUUAAACCCCGCUGGGCUCUUUUCUUGGAUAGCCUUGUAAAUAGUGUGGCUACAGGAAUAAAGAUGAAUAUCACAAAUGUCAACUUGGAGAUAUUUCAAAAAGUCGAACAGCCGUUUACGGUCUCUAGAAAAGUUUAUCCAACAGAAACAACAGGUGACAGCAUAGAUAUAGCCCUGCAGAUUCUAUCCAAAUGGUAUUACCAGCCAAGUGUUAAUUUAUUCAAUACUAAAAAGGUUUUUAAUAAUAUAAGAGGUUAGGGAAAAAUGUAACGUCAACUACAGGUUCUAUAGCUGAACUCAUUAGCUACAUUCAAUUUAAAAGUUAUAU
Messenger RNA from Eufriesea mexicana, 2394 nucleotides. It is a transcript of the gene Naglu, whose product is annotated as N-acetyl-alpha-glucosaminidase. Lineage: Eukaryota; Metazoa; Arthropoda; Insecta; Hymenoptera; Apidae. The record is from RefSeq and is a predicted model, not a curated record. Bases 24 to 2324 code for a protein of 766 amino acids. The transcript has 14 exons.